AUGCAGUUGGCUCGUGAGCAACAACUUGAGAAAAUUCUCAACUCUCAGGCAACUUUGGCCUUUGGCCAUAUUGACGACAUUGUGUUGAAACUUGAGCCGUUAAAAGCAGACGCUAAUGCUACUCGUUUUGACAAAUUUAUUGCAAAACUAAGAUGGCAUUUGACCAAAGACGAGGCCCAGGUUCCGCUUAUCACGCUGAAUAGCGUGAAACUAAGUUUGACGGCCCUCACCUGUCUCUUGGUCCUCGAUUCUUCCAUGGCAGAUCUGAGGAGCCAGUCCAUCUCAGAGAGCGAGAAGGAAACCAUGAUUUUACAAAUAAAACAUUUGAGAAGAAUGAUCAACCGCCAGGAGAGAUGUCUGCGACGUCUGGCCAAGAAGAUGGACGGGUUUAUGAACACCGACUCCCAACCAAAAUGGGUAAUAAAUACAAAAAAUAUGGUUGUGAUUAUGCAAGAGAUAAAGAAAGAACCCAUUGCCGAGGCAGAAGCCUUGAUCAAGGAGAAUAUUCCCGGUUCUCCUAUCCCCAUGUCUCCACCUACGGAAACUCCCCUACCGUCGAGAAUGAGUUUUCAACAACCGCUACCGGGGCCAAAUAAUGUUUCUGGUUCUUUGGACAUAUCUACAAAUCUGUCAGAAACUGAAAUGGCGCGACAAAUAGGGACAGAGGCUCGCAGACAAAAGGAGCGAGAGACACGGGUCGUGUUCCAUGACUAUGGCGAUGGAAACAGGGAGACUUAUGAAGUGGUCUCUUCUACUUAUUUUCGCCCUACUAGCCACAGUGGCGGCUCAGGUCUGUCUACUUACGGCUAUGUACCUGUUCCUCCCUUCAAUUUGUCUGAUUUGAAGUUACGGAAGCGACGAAAACGAGGCAAUUGA
This is a messenger RNA of Penicillium oxalicum, 876 nucleotides long. RefSeq lists its product as uncharacterized. The coding region runs from base 1 to 876 and encodes 291 amino acids. The record is from RefSeq and is a predicted model, not a curated record. NCBI's taxonomy places the organism in Eukaryota, Fungi, Ascomycota, Eurotiomycetes, Eurotiales, Aspergillaceae. The transcript is spliced from 2 exons.